This is a messenger RNA of Papaver somniferum (opium poppy), 1698 nucleotides long. RefSeq lists its product as uncharacterized. The transcript is spliced from 7 exons. The record is from RefSeq and is a predicted model, not a curated record. NCBI's taxonomy places the organism in Eukaryota, Viridiplantae, Streptophyta, Magnoliopsida, Ranunculales, Papaveraceae. Bases 530 to 1414 code for a protein of 294 amino acids.
GUUCAAGUGCAGGAAUUGUUAGCUGACGGGAGUUUGCAAAUUGUGUGAUAUGAAAAGGCAUCUGAUACUUACACAGGCUUGAACUUGGCAUAUUGGCUGGAUUUCAAAUUUAGUUGUGUUUUCGUGAAUAACGUUUUCCUUUGUUAUAGAACUUGAUCAGAUGAAACAUAGUGCAAACUAGUUCUAAGAAGAGUUCUCCCCUUUUGCUUAGCUCUAAACGGUAAGCAGUAUAGCGCUACGCGUGCUAAGAUGCAGGUUGUAAUCAUCUAUACUUUAGAAGGUAGGCUACUAUGUUCUAAUAAUGGUCCAAACAAUCAUUGUACACAAUUCCUUGUAAACUUGCUUUCCAUAUCAAGGAAAGGAGACAUACAACUAGAGAGCUAAAGCAAGUGGACUGUGGUCAAAUCAAAAACUACCAUUUACAUCGGACCACCAGCAACUAGUGUAGUUGCCAACUGCCGAGCACGGCCGUAAAAGUAACCAUGGGAAAGAACCUACCUUGAUAUCUUUUUUAGGACUCCCCAUAUCCAUGACGAAGAUUCUCUUUAACAUUAUUCUUUCUUCUUUCUCCUUACAUAGCCUGUAUCAACAAUUUGGGGGUUAUUUCUUCUCAUUUAGCAGUGGUGAAAUCAAGCUGAAGUUUUGUACAGCUGAAAUGGGAACUGCAGUUACUUCACUGUUAGACGUUGAAGAUUACCUCAAAUCAUUAAAGUAUAAAUUCACUCAAGCAGAAGCGGACGCCUUAGAAAGUGUUAAAGGGAAGUUGUUUAGGAAUUUUUUUCUUGGUGCUGGUGCUGCUACCGCUGCUGUAUGGGCAGCUACAAGAAGAUUUGGGUGGGGACAUAGAGUCAAUCUUGCUGGAGGAGCUGGUAUUUUUUCCGGGUUCAUUGUAUUUAGGAAGUCUUUUGAUUCAGUCCCGGAAUCGAUUCUUUCGCUGGAAGGUAGUCGCCUGCAAUCAGAGUUUGCAAAAAUAUUGUUGAUAAAGCAUGGUGAUAAUCCUCGGACAAUGCAAGUGAUUGAGAAAUAUUUCUACAAAGAACACGUUUAUGAUGAUUCAACUGUUGAUAGCACAAUUGCAAGAUGGCGUCAUCGAAGUUUCUUUGGUGAAAAUUCUGCUCCGGGUCAAAGAAAACAUGACGAUGCCUAUGGUGCAGAUGCUGGUAGCGAACAUAAACAAGUUGUAGACCCUACACCUUCUCCUAUAACGGCUAUAACUUCGAGAUCCAGUGUUGAAGUGUCUGCAGACCCUUUUGAUUGCUUAUUUGGGUAUUCAGAGACACUUGAAGAGAAAUCUCAAUCUUAUAUUUCCCCUGAGGUUCCACCUAAAAGACGUACUCGCAGCCACAAAAAAACAGCUCGGCGUCAUCGGAAACGCCAUUCUGAACAUGAGCAAGCUGAAUCAGAGCGACGUUGAAUUACAAGGAGGCAACAAGCAGCAUAAUCCCAAGUAUAUGUGAAGGGAAACAUCUGACGUAGGAUAUCCUAUAUCCACAACUAAUGAUCGUUAUUAGGCUUUAUUUAGUUCAUUGUAAAUUGUUGCAAUUCCUAUACGCUAAAUGAGGUUGGUAGUAGAUGAAAAGUGUAAGUAUCGCAUUAGGAGGACAUCUGAUCCAAUAUAACCAGAAUUUUAGAAAAUGAGAUUCAACGGAAGUUUUACGUGCCCAAUAAAUCUUUGAUUCCUUCUAUAAUCUUGCUUCA